CACGAAAAGAAAUAGUCAUUCCUUUUAUCGAAUAUAUAUCGCUCUGCAAAACAAAUUUAAAUCCAAGAGAGAAAAUAGAACUACUUACAGAAAUAAACAAUGGAGUCGUACUUUCAAUCGCAAUCUGGUUAUGGAAGUUCUUGGAAUUUUGAUGCUUUCAAGAAUCUCCAUGAGAUUUCUCCUACUGUUCAAUCUCAUCUUAAACAGGUGUACUUGACAUUGUGCUGUGCUUUGGUUGCUUCAGCAGUUGGGUCAUAUUUGCAUAUUCUAUGGAAUAUUGGUGGCUUCUUAACUACUCUUGCCUGCAUGGGAUGCAUGGCUUGGGUACUUUCCACCCCUCCAUAUGAGGAGAAAAAGAGGUUGGGGCUGUUGAUGGCCGCUGCCGUGUUUGAAGGAGCAUCCAUUGGUCCUCUUAUUGACUUGACUAUUCAGAUUGAUUCGAGCAUUCUGGUUACGGCAUUUGUGGGCUGUGCAAUAGCAUUUGGAAGCUUUUCUGCAGCUGCUAUGUUUGCAAGGCGCAGGGAAUUUCUUUAUUUGGGAGCUUUCCUUUCAUCUGGUGUCUCCAUCCUCUUCUGGCUGCACUUUGCUUCCUCCAUUUUCGGAGGCAACGCUGCUCUUUUCAAGUUUGAGUUGUAUCUUGGCUUGCUAGUCUUUGUGGGAUACAUCGUCUUUGACACUCAGCAGAUCAUUGAGAAGGCUCACUUUGGCGACUUGGACUAUGUGAAACAUGCUAUGACUCUCUUCACCGACUUCGUAGCUGUUUUUGUCCGGAUCUUGAUCAUCAUGUUGAAGAACUCGAUGGAGAAGAAUGAGAGGAAGAAGAAGAGAAGAGACUAAGUUCAUGUGCUUCGUCACCGCCAUCGACUGUGGAUUUGGCGUUGUUUCCAUAGUUGUUCAAUAUAUGAACUCGGCGUUAUAUUUGCUUCUCUUUGUUAAGCACUGUGAAGUUGGUUAUUAGGUUGAUUUGCAUCAUAUAACCCUGUAGAUAUGUGGACAAACUGAUCUAGAAACCGUUUCUUAACCUACACAAGAAGAAUGGCUUUUGUUUGAUUUUGUUAUUGGCAAUGAAAUAUUUCGGUUACUAUGUGCACGUAUAUAUAUUUGUUUAUACUAUUGAUCUAAAUUUUGGAUA
This is a messenger RNA of Beta vulgaris subsp. vulgaris (sugar beet), 1132 nucleotides long. Its product is annotated as bax inhibitor 1. The transcript is spliced from 6 exons. The record is from RefSeq and is a predicted model, not a curated record. Lineage: Eukaryota; Viridiplantae; Streptophyta; Magnoliopsida; Caryophyllales; Amaranthaceae. The coding region runs from base 100 to 837 and encodes 245 amino acids. Gene Ontology annotation, cellular component: membrane.